AUGAAGGUUGUUGAAAAACAAUUGAGUAAGAAAACUUUAAAGGUUAAAAAAGAAACAGAAAAAAAUAGUACUGGAUUUAUGGAAAAAAAAAAAAUAAAUAAAAAAGAAAAAAAAAUAUAUAAGAAUAAUUAUAAUAAUGAUAAUAUAAAGGAAGAAGAGGAUAUUCUUCUUAAUCAAGAUGAUUUUGAAAAAAAAAAAAAAAAAUCUCUUGAAAAUAAAAUUUUAUUAUCAAAAAAAUUAAAAGAAAUAAAAUUACAAUUUAAAGAUGAUGAUACUAUUAAUAAUAGUAAGAAAAAUAAUUGGAUCGAAAGAUUAGAUAUUACUAGUACAGAAUAUUAUUAUUUAAAAAAAACUGAACUAUUUGGAAUUUCAGAGUCAAGAGAAAAACAAUUACAAAAUAUAACACAUAUGAAUGUUAUUCAAGCUUUACAAAAACUUCAAGAAUUAAAUAUUAAAUUCAAUAGACCAUAUGAUUUCUUAGCUGACAUGCUAAAGUCUGAUAUACACAUGGAAAAAAUUAGACAAAAAAUAUUAAAAGAACAUGAACAAGCUGAAGUUAGAGAAAAUAAUAAACUUAAACGAAUUAAUAAAAAGUUCCUUAAAAAAUGUGGAUCACAAAAAAUUAAAAGUCAUAAAGAAGCUCUAGAGAAAAAACAAAACCUCUUAAAAAUUGAUCAGUUAAAAAAAACAAACAAUUUACAAAAUCUCAAUGUACAAGAAUUCUUCAUAAAACAUUCCAAAGAUCAUGAUUACAAAGCUGGAAAAAUAACCGCAAAAAAAGAUAUGAAACAUAAAAAAAAAAAUUUUAAUAACAAAGCAAAAAAGGAUAAAGGUAUCAAAAAUAAACAAAUAGGAAAGAAAACAAGCAUAAAUAAUAAAAGAAAGGCUUCCUCAAAAAAUUCUAGGAAAAGUAAAAAAAUGAAAAAAAAACAUAAACAUAGGAAGUAA
Molecule: messenger RNA, 948 nt
Organism: Plasmodium falciparum 3D7
Lineage: Eukaryota; Apicomplexa; Aconoidasida; Haemosporida; Plasmodiidae
Gene: EBP2
Product: putative rRNA-processing protein EBP2
Cellular component (GO): nucleolus
Source: RefSeq, a predicted model, not a curated record